AGCAAAGUGCAGAGAGUUUAUUGUACCCGUUAACUCUCAGUAAAGGCAGCCAUGAAGCUCGGAUCUCAUGUUAGUGCUGUUAGGAGUAGUCGAGUACUGGUUGGUAAUGAAGUAAGUCCUGCUGUUGUUCUGAUAAAAGAUGGAAAAAUACGUCAAAUUCUCUCUUCCUGCGACUUUACAGAGGAUGCUGGCUGUGAGGUGCUGGAUGUGGGUGACAGCGUGGUGAUGCCAGGGAUCGUAGAUUGUCACGUCCACGUUAAUGAGCCGGGACGCACCUCGUGGGAGGGUUUCUGCACGGCCACCAGGGCGGCCGCUGCAGGUGGAGUGACCACCAUCGUGGACAUGCCCCUGAACAGCAUCCCACCGACCACAACGCUGAGAAAUUUCCACGACAAGCUGAAAGAAGCCACUGGGAAGUGUUUUGUGGAUGUAGCUUUCUGGGGAGGUGUGGUUCCUGGAAAUCAGCAUGAACUUCAUCCCAUGAUUAAGGCCGGGGUGGCAGGCUUCAAAUGUUUCCUUAUUCAUAGCGGUGUUGAUGAGUUCCCUCAUGUGUCUGACUUUGAUCUCCACACAGCCAUGAGGCAGCUGCAAGGAACAGGAAGUGUCCUGCUGUUUCAUGCAGAAAUAGAUGUUCACCCAACAGCAGAGGAGAUUGGUGACCCUUGUAAGUACUCAACCUUCUUGCAGUCCAGGCCAGACAUCAUGGAGCUGGAGGCUAUUCGCACUGUGACAGAACUCUGUCUGCAGUACCGGGUGCGAUGCCACAUCGUUCACUUGUCCUCUGCAAAGCCGCUGAAACUGAUCCAGGAAGCUCGACGGGCUGGAGCCCCCCUGACGGUGGAGACCACCCAUCAUUACCUCAGCCUGUGUGCAGAAAAUAUACCUGCAGGGGCCACCCAGUUCAAAUGCUGCCCCCCCAUCCGAGAUUCUAAUAAUCAGGAGAAGUUAUGGUCUGCACUGAAAGAUGGACAGAUUGACAUGGUGGUGUCAGAUCACUCUCCUUGCACGCCGGAUCUCAAAAAACUGGACAGUGGGGACUUCACACAGGCCUGGGGAGGGAUUUCAUCCCUACAGUUUGGCCUACCUCUGUUCUGGAGUUCAGCCAGUAAGAGAGGUUUUCAGCUGGCUGAUGUGGUCCGCCUCCUCAGCAGAAAAACAGCCCAGCUGAGCAGCCUGGACAACAAGAAGGGCAUCCUAGUCCCUGGCUUUGAUGCUGACUUGGUCAUAUGGGAUCCAGAGAGAGAGUUUGAGAUUGAAGAAACAAGCAUAUUCCAUAAAAACAAGCUGACUCCUUACCUCGGCGUCACGCUGCGAGGAGUGGUGCGUGCCACCAUCCUGUCGGGACGGCUGAUAUUCAGAGAUGGCAGCUUCUGCCCCGAACCUCUGGGGAAACAUCUGCUCAUCGGUCCGAGGGCCGAGUCGAGCCCAAGCGUCAAGCAUGAAAACAAACUGUAACAGUAAAACUCAUCCAUCUUAAUGUGACAUUUAAUAAAUGAAUCUGUGAAAGAUGAAUCAGAUUCACACAAC
Molecule: messenger RNA, 1527 nt
Organism: Austrofundulus limnaeus
Lineage: Eukaryota; Metazoa; Chordata; Actinopteri; Cyprinodontiformes; Rivulidae
Product: zgc:103559
Exons: 11
Coding region: 52-1455 (467 amino acids)
Biological process (GO): allantoin catabolic process; purine nucleobase catabolic process
Cellular component (GO): cytoplasm
Molecular function (GO): cobalt ion binding; allantoinase activity; zinc ion binding
Source: RefSeq, a predicted model, not a curated record